AUGACAGAUCGCACCUUUAGCAGUGGAGAAGCGUCACGCAAGCAGGCGGGCUUGAAAAAGAACAUGGCCGCGAGAAAUUUCUUGAUACUUUUCUGUUUCUUCAGCCAUAGUGCUCUAACUUGGGAAACUCUACCAUAUUGUGGAAGUGAUUCUUAUAAAUACACCCCAUUGCAAAGGGGAGACAAUGGAAAAGAAUAUACCCUCAAACAAGUACAUGUGAUAAUCAGACACGGUGACAGAACAAGAGCAGAAGCUGCUCCCUGUUGGGCUAAUGACACAGCUGUGUGGGACUGCCUAUUGACGUCUGCUUCUCUGCCUGUCAUCAAACAUGACAUCCAUGAUAUAACAGUGGACAGGAUCUACAGAGAUGUUUACAUACCUGGUCGUAAUGACAUGAAAGGUGACUGUGGUUUGGGUCAUCUGACUUCUAAGGGAUACAAACAGGAGGAGGAUAAUGGAAAGAAUCUGCGCAAAGUAUAUGUUGAUACUGGGUUCCUUUCCCCCAACUACUCCAAUCGUGAAGUGUUUUUUCGAACGGAUGAUAUGUCAAGAACAAGACAGUCUGCUCAAGCUCUGGCUAUAGGUAUGUUUCCACCCUCCGCUCCAUUGUCAGGCAAAUCUCAAGUCGUCGACAUUAAUGUGAUGGACAAAGAAUAUGAUGACAUAGAACCAAAUCCCAAUCUUUGCCCUAAGUUAAAUCAAUAUCGGAAAGAGUUCUUUGCAUCUGAGUCUUGGAAACAGCAUUACAAUGAAAUAACUGAACCACUAAUGGCCGAAGUUGAAAAAGCACUUGGUCUCACAUACAAACUGACGCCCGAGGGUUUGAUCCAUAUAGCAGACUGCCUUUUAGUCCACAUUUGUCAUGGGUUCCCCAUCCCACCCAGUGUAUCCUCAGACCUUGUGGAGCGCGUUGCCAGCGAAGUAGAAUACAUGUGGUAUGCCACCUUUGAAUACCCUACCAUACAGGAUCACGCCAAAGUAGGCAUUGGAUUUCUGAUCAGCGAGAUAUGGAUGGCGAUGCAAGAAGCUAUGAAAGAAAGUAAAGCGAGAAAGUUUUAUUUGUAUUCUGGCCACGACUCCACAGUUAUGCCCUUCAUGAAAGCCUUCAACGCCAGCGACGGCAAAUGGAGCCCGUACGCCUCCAUGAUUCAGCUGGAAUUACUGGAAACUACCAGUUCAAAAAACACGGAUUAUGCCGUAAGGCUGCUUUACCAUGGCCAAGAACGAGUCAUCCCAUACUGCCGCGUGUCUCCAUGUCCGCUGGCCCAGUUCAGCGAGUACAUGCAGGCUAUUACCCCUCAACACCCGGAUACAGAUUGCAAAGUGACCAAUGCAAGGCCCAUGAAUAGGGCACGACCACAGCGUUUUAGGACAGUUAGAGUUUUCGCAUAAUUAAAUCAAACACGAGCUACACGCUAACACUAGGUGAAUCGAGAAAAGGGCUAAGCCCUGACACGUGAUGACCCGUUUCCUUCGUUUUUCUAUGUGAAUGUAUAUGCCAUUUUUCUUCAAUUAAUUCAGAAUUUUUCAAUGAUAUUGAAUGGGAAUUCAUCGUAUUCCAAUCUAGGAGACAGUUGAACUGUUUUUAUUAACUUAAUGAAACAGUCAAUUGACAACAAGUUAAGGUUCAUGUUGGGUUAGGGGAGGGGUAGGUGUGCAGUUGCCCAGAUACUGAUAUUGAUCCGUAAUUUCACUAGGUAUUGUUUGAGAUGCUUUGACUUUUUGGUUGGGUUUUUUUUACCUGAGUUAUUUUGUUUUGUAAAUUUCACCGAAUUAAUUUGUAUUGAGGGGAGGGGGUUUC
Pocillopora verrucosa is the source of this 1801-nucleotide messenger RNA. Its product is annotated as counting factor 60. Gene Ontology annotation, biological process: dephosphorylation. The record is from RefSeq and is a predicted model, not a curated record. Gene Ontology annotation, molecular function: phosphatase activity. Lineage: Eukaryota; Metazoa; Cnidaria; Anthozoa; Scleractinia; Pocilloporidae.